AUGAUGCUGAGUCCCGAUCAGACGGAUCCUGACCUCACCUGGGCACAGUCGGACUCAGAAUGUAUGAACGUCAUGAAGGUGGAAUGUGUGGCUCGCGGGCCCUUCGAGGCCGAUGAUGUGGAGACGCGCGCACUCGUGCCAGCCGCGCUCACAAGAGAGGAGAAGAGAAGAAGGCGGCGCGCGACUGCGAAAUACCGCUCUGCGCAUGCCACGCGCGAGCGCAUCCGCGUGGAAGCGUUCAACGUAGCGUUCGCUGAGCUUAGGAAGCUGCUACCGACACUCCCACCCGACAAGAAGCUCUCAAAGAUAGAAAUACUUCGCCUGGCUAUCUGUUACAUAUCUUACCUUAACCACGUUUUGGACGUUUAG
This is a messenger RNA of Myxocyprinus asiaticus (Chinese sucker), 369 nucleotides long. RefSeq names its product helix-loop-helix protein 2-like. The record is from RefSeq and is a predicted model, not a curated record. The transcript has a single exon. Bases 1 to 369 code for a protein of 122 amino acids. Gene Ontology annotation, biological process: regulation of transcription by RNA polymerase II. Gene Ontology annotation, molecular function: protein dimerization activity; DNA-binding transcription factor activity, RNA polymerase II-specific; RNA polymerase II cis-regulatory region sequence-specific DNA binding. NCBI's taxonomy places the organism in Eukaryota, Metazoa, Chordata, Actinopteri, Cypriniformes, Catostomidae.